UACACUGUCACCUACACUAACAAUAAUUAAAACUCAAAAAAACAUCAAAAUAUAUCAAAAUAGGAAAAUAAUUAAAAAAAAAUACCAUGCUGAUGUGCGACAAAUCGCACCUCAACAAUUUACCAUAAUGCCAAAUUGCAAUAGAGUAAAAAGACCGUGCAAAAUCUGCCUAGGCACAGUGUCUGUGAAGAAUGGUAUACAAUGUCAUGGUGCUUGUCAGUCGUGGGUGCACUACGCCUGCUUAAAUUAUACACCGGGGAAGGUUAAAGAUAUAAAAGCCGGCAUAAUAAAAGUAACCUGCCCUUGUCCAGACUGCAAGACAACUCUACCAAAAGAAUAUCGGACAGACAAGCCCUUUAGUUGCAACAAUACAAAAUGCCCUGCCAAUCACCCACCAAAAUGUGGAAAUAUCGCAUGUCCUAUUAAUGAGGGUGUGAAGGGUGAUCAGCUUCAAGCCCCCUCCAGUUGUGCUUUGGAUAGAUGUGGAAAGAGUUGCAAGACAUAUAGCCAUCCACAAUUAGUCGACGCUUCACAGCCGCAGCCUAUACAACCGUGUGCACCUCCUAAAUAUUAUGAAUCACCCUCGACAUCAGAUUCUGUAGAUAAUUGUUUAAAUUUUAAAGCCUGCCCAUCUGGAUGCAGUUCAGCUCAAGAUGUUCCUGGUGAUUUUGGACGACAACACAAUCCGAUUGUUCCAUCUAUGCGUACACUCGAACAAAUGUGUACCACAGCUGCCCAGCUUACAAAUCAAAUCAACACUCUUAUGAUGAAAAUGCAUCGAACAGUCCAAGAGCAAGAUGGAGAAAAGCCUUGUCCUCAAAAGGGUAAUAAGCCCUGUUAUUGUCCUGGGAAUCCUGGGCGAAGAAAGCGAUAGUUUUCUAUGAACGAUAUUUGUAUCGUUCACAUCUCUACGCAAAAUAUCAUAUUUUAUCUUUACUAUUGAGUAUUUUUUGAAGAACCUUAACA
This is a messenger RNA of Nymphalis io (European peacock), 966 nucleotides long. RefSeq lists its product as uncharacterized. Lineage: Eukaryota; Metazoa; Arthropoda; Insecta; Lepidoptera; Nymphalidae. Bases 128 to 874 code for a protein of 248 amino acids. The transcript has a single exon. The record is from RefSeq and is a predicted model, not a curated record.